Messenger RNA from Sciurus carolinensis (gray squirrel), 1647 nucleotides. RefSeq names its product gap junction protein alpha 9 (gene Gja9). Lineage: Eukaryota; Metazoa; Chordata; Mammalia; Rodentia; Sciuridae. Gene Ontology annotation, biological process: cell communication. The record is from RefSeq and is a predicted model, not a curated record. Gene Ontology annotation, cellular component: connexin complex. The transcript has a single exon. The coding region runs from base 26 to 1567 and encodes 513 amino acids.
AGCUCAGUUGGCUGAAUAAAUAAGCAUGGGGGACUGGAAUCUCCUUGGAGGUAUUCUGGAGGAAGUCCACAUUCACUCCACCAUGAUUGGAAAGAUCUGGCUCACCAUAUUAUUCAUAUUUCGAAUGCUUGUUCUGGGCGUAGCAGCUGAAGAUGUCUGGAAUGAUGAGCAGUCUGGCUUCAUCUGCAAUACACAACAACCGGGUUGCAGAAAUGUAUGCUAUGACCAGGCCUUUCCUAUCUCCCUCAUUAGAUACUGGGUUCUGCAGGUGAUAUUUGUGUCUUCACCAUCUCUGGUCUACAUGGGCCAUGCUUUAUAUCGACUGAGAGUUCUAGAGAAAGAGAGGGAGAGGAUGAAAGCUCAGUUAAGGAGAGAACUGGAUGGGCUAGAGUUUGAAAUACCUUCGAAUCAGAGGAAAUUGGAGCUAGAGCUCUGUCAGCUGGAACAAAGGAAACUAAACAAAGCUCCGCUCAGAGGAACCUUGCUUUGCACUUAUGUGAUACACAUUUUCACUCGCUCUGUGGUUGAAGUUGGUUUCAUGAUUGGACAGUACCUUUUAUAUGGAUUUCACUUAGAGCCUCUAUUUAAAUGCCAUGGUCAUCCAUGUCCAAAUAUAAUUGAUUGUUUUGUCUCAAGACCAACAGAAAAGACAAUAUUUCUAUUUUUUAUGCAAUCCAUAGCCACUGUUUCACUUUUCUUAAACAUUCUAGAAAUUUUCCACCUAGGUUUUAAAAAGAUUAAAAGAGGGCUCUUGGGACAAUAUAAACUGAGGAAUGAACACAAUGAAUUCUGUGCAAACAAGUCAAAACAAAGUCUAGCCAAAUAUCAGAGCACAUCAGCAAACUCACUGAAGCGACUCCCUUCUGCGCCUGAUUAUAAUCUGUUAGUGGAAAAGCAAACGCAGAGAGUAACAUACCCGAGUUUAAAUUCAUCUUCUGUAUUUCAGGCAGAUCCUGACAAUCAUGAUAUAAAUGAUGAGAAAAGCAUUUUGGAUGAACAGGAAACUAAUGGGAUGUACACACUUAGUACUACUUGUAGUCACCCUCAACACAUCAGUUCAAAUAAUAACAAAGAUGCUCAUAAAAUAUUUGGAAAAGAAGUUAAUGGUAACCACUUACAGGAAAAAAGAGAGGUUGACAGCAAAGAUAGCAAAAAGAACCAUUAUUCUAGAGAUCACUGUUCUAUUCCAGGUAUUGUUAUGGAUACAGACAACCACAUGGGACAGUCACCCCACACAACUUUCUCCUUGGCAGCAGGCUCCUGCACUUGGAAACCUCGGUGGCUUAGUGCUACCUGGGGUCACUCUGCAGAAGAUUCAAACCAAGGGUCACCUCCUAUAGGUGAUCAGGGCCAGUUCAGAGAGGGCACCAUCCGAAACCUUCCUCUUCCACAGGUAGACUUCCAACCAGCUGACAUUCCAAACACUUCUGAUUCUUCGAGAGAGUGGUCCUUUGAGUCAAAGUUUAUUAGAACAUGCAACAAUUCCACAGAUUGUCCUCCACAUCAUUUAUUGUCCUUGACAAACAACUUCAUUGGUAGGCGGAUUCCAACAGACCUUCAGAUAUGAACUGUUGUUGCUUUUAGGUAUUCUGCAUAUUUUACCAUUAAAGUAGUAACCCAGUGGUGAUGGAACAUGGAGAAAGUAGA